AAAGAACUUACUUACGACACAUGUUAUUUUUCAAAACGUUAAAAAGUCAGUUUUUUGUUCUUUUACAGCAUCAAACUACCAGUCAACAUGAAUCCCAUGAGCAAUAUCAAAGGGACGCAAAAGAUCAAUGAGCGAGAGUUAGAGCUUGGAUUGACAGGCAGCAAGACAUCCUGGCAUGGUAAAUACAAAGACAGCGCCUGGGUGUUCAUGGGGGGCAUGCCUUAUGAUCUCACUGAGGGUGAUGUGAUAUGCAUCUUUUCACAGUAUGGCGAGGUAGUGAAUAUUAACUUAGUGAGAGAUAAAGGGACAGGAAAGUUCAAAGGAUUUGGUUUCCUGUGCUACCAAGAUCAAAGGAGUACAGUACUUGCUGUGGAUAACUUCAAUGGCACCAAGAUCCUAGGCCGCACUAUCAGAGUUGACCAUGUUGAGAACUACAAGGUCCCAAAGGAACAUGAGAAUGACGAUGAUGUCACUGCUCAGCUAAGGGAUGAAGGAUGUGCCCCACAAUUACCAUCAUCAGAGAGUGAAGAAAUAGAGGAAGAUUAUACUGCUUUCAAACCUAAGAAAGAUAAGAAAGUUAAAAAGAAGAAAAAGAAAGAAAAGAAAUCCAAGAAAGCCAAAAAGAAGAGAAAAGAAAGCAGUGAUUCAGACUCAUCGAAUUCAUCAAUAGAAGAAAUCAGAUCGUCAAAAAAACUAAAAACGCAACACAAAGUUGAUCUCGAUAGACUUAAAACUGAAAAAGAGGAUAAAGCUUAUGAUAAAUAUGCAAUAAAAUAUGAUCGUAACUAUGACAAUAAUUCAAGAAAUCAGCAAAUCCCAAGGAGAAAAAUUAAGAGCGAAAAAAGACGCCAUGAUGAAUCAUCAUCAUCUGAAGAGGAAGUUAUGUCUAAAAGGCGAACUCAUAAUAAAAAUGAAACAAAAUAUAGUGAUAGAGAGUUUAAACCCUCAGGACAAUCCAGAUAUAAAGACAGAGAAACGUAUUCUUCAAGGGACCAAAAUCGAGACACUGAACUAGAAAGACAUAGGGACAGAAAUAAUUAUAAUGCCGAUGAACGUAAAAAUGGGAGAGAAGUUGAUAGGAAUGGUAAAAGGGAAGAGGAAUCGUUUAGGGAAAGAAAAGGGCAUGAAUCUACACGGAAUAAUAGAGAUACAUCAAGGGAUGAUAAAAGUCGAAGACCUAGAGAUGUAGAGGGCAGAUCAAGGGGUACAGAGGGCAGAUAUAGGGAUACUGAGGUCAGAUCAAGGGAUACUGAGGGCAGAUAUAAGGAUACUGAAGGCAGAUCAAGGGAUACUGAGGGCAGAUCAAGGGAUACUGGGGGCAGAUCUAGGGAUACUGAGGGCAGAUCAAGGGAUACUGAGGGCAGAUCAAGGGAUAUUGAGGGCAGAUCAAGGGAUAUUGAGGGCAGAUCAAGGGAUACUGAGGGCAGAUCUAGAGAUACGGAGGGCAGAUCUAGGGAUAGGGAUGAUGAAACAAGGGAUCAUAGAAGGGAAAGGGAUGAUUCAAGGGAAAGAAAACAUAGGAGAUGA
Molecule: messenger RNA, 1527 nt
Organism: Owenia fusiformis
Lineage: Eukaryota; Metazoa; Annelida; Polychaeta; Sabellida; Oweniidae
Source: the annotation of a GenBank genome assembly